UAAUUUACCAAAAACAGAUAAAGUCGUGUUCAUUUCUUUAAUCGAAACCUGGGACUAACUUGUUUUUUUUUUCCCUUUAAUUAUUAUUUUCUCUGUUGUGUUGUUCAUCAAUUAUUAAUCCAACUAUAUCACCAAAAGAAGAAAAUAAAAAAUCUCUUCUCUUCCUUUUUCCUUUUUCCUUUUUCUCUGUCCAAUUAUCAGAACAAAAAGCAAGCUUAGACUUUAGGGUUUGUGGCUCUUGUACAACCAGAUAGAGGAAAAUGGUGAGAGGAAAGAUCGAGAUCAAGAAGAUCGAGAACAAGACAAGUAGACAAAUCACAUUCUCGAAGCGAAGGAACGGUCUCUUCAAGAAGGCACAUGAGCUAUCUGUUUUAUGUGAUGCACAAGUCGCCGCCAUUGUCUUCUCUCAGAGCGGAAAAUUAUAUGAAUUCUCUAGUUCCGAGAUGGAGAAGACCAUAGAAAGGUAUCGCAAGUUUAGUAAUGACUACUUUGCGCCAGGGAGGCCCCAAGUAGAACUAUACAUGCUGGAGCUCAAGAAGGAAAUGGAUAUAAUGGUAAAGAAGAUUGAUCUCCUUGAAGUUCAUCAAAUGAAACUAAUGGGGAAAGGUUUGGGUUCAUGUUCACUGGCAGAACUUCAAGAUAUAGAAACUCAGAUUGAGAAAAGCCUUCGAAUCAUCAGAUCAAGAAAGGCUGAUUUAUAUGCAGAUCAACUACUGAAACUAAAAGACAAGGAGAGAGAACUUUUGGACGAGAGAAGAAGGCUACGUGAAGAGGAAAUAAGAGAAACACUGGUACGGCCAAUGCUGCCAGUAACCUUACAUACUGAGAAAAAUGAAACCGUAGGUGCCUGCAGAACGUCCAAACGUUCAUCAGAGGUCGAAACCGAUCUAUUUAUUGGAUUGCCCGCUACUCGACUAUAACGUAUUUCACACAUUCCUUAAGUCUACUCAAAGUAAGAAAAAAGUUCCCUGAUUGUUUUAUAACUUUGAUUCGAUGUUUGUAUACUAAUAAUUUGUUUAUAAUUUUCUUAGCGUUUUGGCCAUCUCUUGUGUAUAAACUGGAAAUAAUUCGACAUGUAUAAGUUGUCACAUAAUUCCAAAAGAAAAACUUAAAUGACAACUUAUACAUUUUUAUCAGAA
Molecule: messenger RNA, 1139 nt
Organism: Raphanus sativus (radish)
Lineage: Eukaryota; Viridiplantae; Streptophyta; Magnoliopsida; Brassicales; Brassicaceae
Product: MADS-box protein AGL71-like
Exons: 8
Coding region: 261-920 (219 amino acids)
Biological process (GO): positive regulation of transcription by RNA polymerase II
Cellular component (GO): nucleus
Molecular function (GO): DNA-binding transcription factor activity, RNA polymerase II-specific; RNA polymerase II cis-regulatory region sequence-specific DNA binding; protein dimerization activity
Source: RefSeq, a predicted model, not a curated record